GUUUUAACUUUUAUAUAUUAGUUGAUAUUGAUAGCUCAAAUCUCAAUCGCAAUUUUUAAAUAAUUUAUUUACAAACUAUUAAAUAGCUUUAAAGUUAUUAGUUACUAGAUGUAAUAUUUACUCCAACGAGCUCAAUCGCACCAUAAGUCAUAACCUAGUCGAGGCGUUUAUUUUAUUCCACUUGUGUCUUGCACUUUGCAGUAGGCAGAUAUUCUUUGCAGUAUAGUUUUUUUUUAAGUUUUAAGUUGGACGCUCGCGGCACACUUAUCACUUCAGUAUAUAUCUAAGUUACAUUACGGUUGGACGUUUCUUGUGUAAUGUGUUGUGAGUGUUGAAUGUUUAUCGACAAAUUAUUUGGUAGAAUAUAAUUCAUCGCUUCGACAAAAAUAAAUGGCAAGUCAUAACAGGCAGCCAAUUCGAAACAUGACGGGUUUAUAAUAGCUGUGGCAUUAUUUGUUUGAACUAAACAAUUAUUAUUAUUAGUGAUUUAAUUAUAAACAAUUAUUAUCGAAAAUGGAAUCAGCAACUGUGGCGGGAAUUAUUCCCGAAUAUUUAUAUACAAUCGUGGAUGAGUUAGAUGAACAUCCUUGGCUUUUUGCCGCAUUGGCAUCGAUGCUAGUUGGAUUGAGUGGAAUUCUGCCACUCUUCAUCAUCCCAAUUGAUGAUACAGCGUCAUUCAAGGACGGAGCCGGCGCGAGCACGCUGCGGGUGUUACUCAGCUUCGCGGUGGGUGGCCUGCUGGGAGACGUGUUCCUGCACCUGCUGCCAGAGGCCUGGCACCACGACCUGCAAAGCUUGCGCGCUGAAGAGGGCGGGCAAGGUCGGGGCCACGUGUCCAUGAAAUGCGGCCUCUGGUGUCUCUUCGGGAUGCUGGUGUUCAUCGUCGUGGAGAAGCUAUUCGCUGCCAGCGAGGGGGAGGACGCGCAGGAGGACACGGGCGGCUCCAUCAAGCACAUCGAGAUAGAAGAGAUAGAGAAGCUGUUAGAGAAGGAGAGGAAGCAGCGUGGGGAGGCGGCCGUGUGCGGGAACGGCACGAGGUCGGCGCGGGAACUGUACGACUCCUGCGUGUUCAAUAAUAACACUAAAGGCGAAGGCGCGUGCUGCGGCGCGGCAGGUGGACGAGGGGAGGAGGUGCGGUGCGGUGGGGGGACAGGUGGCUCCCGUUGGAUGGGCCGCUGUCUGCUGCGGGAGGCCCGGGAGAAGGCGCUCCAGGCCACCAAGAAGACUGACAAGAAGGACGUGGCGGGGUAUCUGAACCUUAUGGCAAACUCGAUUGACAACUUCACGCACGGCCUGGCGGUGGGGGGCUCCUUCCUGGUGGGAUUCCGAGUGGGCUUGCUGACCACCUUCGCUAUACUAGUGCACGAGAUUCCGCACGAGGUGGGUGACUUCGCCAUCCUGCUGAAGAGCGGCUUCUCACGCUGGGAGGCGGCCAAGGCGCAACUGGCGACGGCGUCGGCCGGCCUCGUCGGAGCCAUGACGGCAGUGGUCUUCAGCGGCGCCAGUAACGCGAUAGAGGCGCGAACGUCGUGGAUCACACCGUUCACGGCGGGAGGCUUCCUGCACAUCGCGCUGGUGACGGUGCUACCCGACCUGCUGCGGGAGACGGACCGGGCGCAGUCGCUGCGGCACUUGGCAGCGCUGCUCACCGGCAUAGCGCUCAUGGCGGCGAUGAGCAGGUACUGCUAGUGAAAUGGGGCGCGACACGUGCAAGAGCCAUUAUCAGGGAGGAGGUCGUCAUUCAAACUGAAAGCAAUACAUACCAGGUGAAGUGGAGGGGAAAUAACCCUGGGGGGUGCAGCCGAACUGACAAGCUCCCUGCCCGACAUUCUUUUGAUGAGUUAUGUAUUAGUUUCAGUAGCCAUACUCCAGUUUAGAUAGUUACAGAUAGUUUAAUGCAAAAGUAAUUGUCAAAUCGAUUUUCUUACAUCGCUGUGGAAUGUAUACAAUAUAUAUACACACUAUGUAAAAAAAACCUGUACGAUAAUUGACACAGAUAUGAACCUGAACUGAAUUCGGUCCAAUGGCGUAAAACGAGCAUCUAUCGAGCUGCGCGGCGCGGCGGCUCAAACGAAUAAGGCGGGCGAUGUUUAUUAUGGAUACAAAACUUUCGUUUUUGCAGCGGCCCUUCGCAAGGUUCAUGAAUGAAAUGGGUAUGUGGGCGGGGAAAAACUAAAAUGGCCUCAGUCAGAGAUGUCCAAACUUUAUUAAUUGGCUACGUUAAUAAUCGUUUUUCUUCUUCUAAUUAUUUACCAGUAGGAGGCUCCUGUAGCUAGUGAAAUUACUGGGCAAAUGAGACUUAACAUCUUAUGUCUCAAGGUGACGAGCGCAAUUGUUGUGCCGCUCAGAUUUUUUGGGUUUUUCAAUAAUCCUGAGCGGUACUUCAUUGUAUUGGGCAGGACGUAUAAAUAACCAUCAGUUGAACGUCCUGCUCGCCUCGUUCCUUAUUGUCAUAAAAAAAAACUUUACUUUUUUUAAAUUUGUUUAUUUCCUGAGAAUCUAUAUUUAUUUGUUCUCACUACUUGAUACCAAUAUACGCCUCAAGAUAUAGUACAGGUUUUUUUAAUCUAUAUGUAUAUAUAAGAGAUUUCACGAUAUCUCUGGAACCAUUAGAGCUAAAGACUUGAAAUUUGGUAGGAAUAUUCUUUUCGCCGAGUAGAGGUCAGCUAAGAACGGAUUUUUACGAAAAUCCACCCGAACGAGGUUUUUUUUAAAAUGAACAGAACAACGUCUGUCGGGUCUGCUAGUAUUUUAUAUUUGUAAAUAUUAGCUAUCGUCGCGGUCUUGAAACAAUUACUAUGCUAUAAGUAUUUGCGAAGUGAAAUAUCUAUAUUGACAAUGCUGCUCUCCCACACAUACGUUGCGCAAAUAUCAUGCCUACAGACAUACAAAUCACCCUACAGUAACUACAAACUAUGAAAACCAAACAACGCGACGCGAACAAAAGUAUUAUACGAUAUGAAUUUUAGAUUUUAACGUUAGUGUUAAGAAAAUAAUAACGUUUGAUAUUGUAAAUGAUACAGAUAAAACUGAAAACAAAAUUUUAUGAACGAUACGGGACUCGAACCCGUGACCUCUCGCUUUUCGUGCGAGCGCUCUUUCCAAUUGAGCCAAAUGAGCAAGAGCGACGUCUCAAGUCAAUUUCCUAAUAACAUACAAAAAUUUGUGGUUGAGCAGGUUAUCGACUGUAAAGUAGAUUCUGUACAUGAAGCCACAACCUGAGAGUUGAACAAAGCAUACAAGAUUUUAUAACGAUACGUCACUCGAACGGUUGGCUCAGGCGGAAGAGCGCUCGCACAGAACGCGUGAGUACACGGGUUCGAGUCCUGCAACGUUCAUAUAAUUUUGUUUUCAGUUUUAUUUGUGUAAAUUAUCCCAGAAGUGAGGAUUAUCACUUGAAAACAUAACAAAUUGUUUAGAUUGUAAAUGAUGCCAUGUAGCUUAAGUAGAAAACUAUUAUACAGGGCGAUCUGCCUUUGUCAUAUCGUGAGAUGUUAAAGCGACCCCCUUUGUAAAUACUUCUGUCCACGGAUCUAUUGACACCUCGUCAUCAAAAGGGGUUCCCCGGUCGUCGUAGUAUGCAGCUCUGGAUGUGAGCACGAAGUAUCGAAGUUGUGUCCGUAUAAAGUAGUUGAGUGUAAAUACAGUCGUUGCGGGCGGUGACACGAGACAGCGAACAGUUCUAAUAAUGUUUAAAAUAAUAAUAUUACUGUUGGUGUUUCAUUUGAGUUUAAGUUCAAUGUUUCAACCACGACGGGUGGGUGUGUGAUGCUGGGGUCGACCGCUUCGCACCAGAGACAGGGUUUUGAUCCGCAACGGUCCAGCUUGUAAAGUUUGAGCAUAUAAUGUGUAAUGCAGCCUAGCGAAACUCUAAGAAAAAAUCGAUUCACUCGAUUGUAUGAAACGUGCAGUCAUUGAUAGAUUGACAGAUGACGGCUAUAAUCUUGUAAAAAAAGAAGAUAGCCGAAAUCCACUAGGUUUUAUGCAACUGUUCACUUUAAAACUUAGCCGGAUUAUACUUCGUGGCCAAUCGCGAUACUGUUUCAAACUUAUGCCAAAUAACUGGACGAUGCAAUGUUCCAUAUUUCAGUUUAGUUGUAUCAUGUCUGUAAUACAGUUAAUUAUGAGACAGACUGCCUCAGCGGAUGUUCAACCAUCCCGUUCUUCUGCGUGUUUUUCAUCAGUGGUUAUAUCGAGAGCUGAUCGUUCUACCUGCCGACUCGAGAUCAUACAAUAUAACGUAACAACCCUGUUACGUUCUCGAAGGAGUAUUGGGCGGUACGCGGUACUCCACUGAGGGUUAUAAUUCACAAGUAACCACAUAGCAGUGCCUCAUACAUCGAUUACUCAAGAAAUUUUAGAAUACCUAGAAUAUAAAUUACCAUUGUGAGGCUCCUUUGCACAGGAUGCCGGCUAGCUUAUGACACGGCGCCUAUUUCUGCCGUGACACAAUAAUGUGUCAACAUUAUUCGUAGUUAUCGGUCUGAAGGGCGCCGUAGCUAGUGAAAUUACUGCUCAAAUGAGACGAGCUCAAUUCUAGUGCCGCUAAGAAUUUUUGAGUUUUUUCAAGAAUCCCGAGCGACACUGCAUUGUAAUUGGCAGGGUGUAUCAAUUACCAUCAGCUGAACGCCCUGCUCAUCUUGUCCCUUAUUUUCAUAAAAAAGCUAUCUAUUCAGGCGAUGGUCGUGUGCAAAAUAAUGUAUGUUAUAUGCGGGUCGGUCCAUGUCACCGCAACAAUUACCAACCACCGCACCAAGACCACUGCAUGUUGGAUCUUCUCUUGUGAGGUGCGUGACUGUCCAGCGGGCUACAGGUGAUCAACUGACAGUAUAGAGACCUCACCUCUGUAUAUUGUGGAACACGGCCGAUGUCUGUUCAGAUCUCUAAGGUUCUAAGGAAUCUCUGUAAGGUUAUCACUUCACCUGACCUCAUAAUCAAAGAGGAUGUAAAUACUAUGUAUUAAGAGGGGGGAUUGCCUUAGUAAAAAUUGAAAUUUAGCUUAGAAUAAACGUGCAGUGAUUUAAUGUAGUAGUUAUUACAAUAUGGUCACGAAGUACAAUCCGGCUAAGUUUGAAAGCGAACAGUUUUUUACAAGAUUAUAGCCAUCAUCUGUCAAUCUGUCAAUGACUGCACGUUUCAUACAAUCGAGUGAAUCGCUUUUUUCUUAGGCGAGUUUCGCUAGGCUGUCAUAAUCCACAUUUUAUGUCAUCCCUCAAUCGAUACUGAAUGUACCACUUUUCAAAAUGUUAAAUCUCUUCAAAAUUUGCACAUUUACUUGUUCAUCUCACAUAAAAAUUUAAUUAGAUCACCAAAAAAGUCCAUCGAUAGGUUAUUGAUAUGUCAAAAGCAGGAAAUAGUAUUAAAAUCUUAGAUUAAGGAUUGGUCUCUGCUGCGUACACCAACUAGAUACCGCAGGAGUAGUCGUAAAGUGCGGCAACUAAUACCUCUCCCAAGUGGGCGUACUCGAGUCAGACUCGAACAAUCUGUGACGUUGACGUGCCACAUGUUCUGUUAAACUUUGCUAAUAAUUGAAACUAAAAUGCCGGGUUGCGUCGUAAAACUUGGUAAAAUUUAACUACAAGAAAUAAGAAAGACACUGGGAGCACAUAUCAUCAGUAAAUAUUUUGUAAUUUAUUAAUUUCAAUGUAAAAAUAACACGAAGCGUAUGUUACAAAAUUUUAAAGAUGCCAUUGAGUGUCAACAUGCCACGCACACAAGCAUCUAAUAGUUGCCGUAAUAAAAAAAAAACUAUUGUUCUUAGCUAGUGCGGUAUCUAGUUGGAGCGCAGCGGAGACCAAUCCUUAAUCUAAGAUUAAAAUAUAAGUGUCGGAUUGCGAUCGGCCGACGCGGGACGCCUCGUGACGUUGUAGUCAGCCAUUUUGUGUAAGUCAUUACUAUGAUUGUGAUAUAUAAUAUGAUAUUAUGGCCAUUUGUAAAGUAUUGUAUGUAAUUAUGUUAAUUAUUAAAUGUUUAUUGAAUUUUAUAAA
Leptidea sinapis is the source of this 5987-nucleotide messenger RNA. RefSeq names its product zinc transporter ZIP13 homolog (gene Zip99C). Gene Ontology annotation, cellular component: membrane. The coding region runs from base 514 to 1689 and encodes 391 amino acids. Gene Ontology annotation, biological process: intracellular zinc ion homeostasis; zinc ion transmembrane transport. Gene Ontology annotation, molecular function: zinc ion transmembrane transporter activity. The transcript is spliced from 9 exons. The record is from RefSeq and is a predicted model, not a curated record. Lineage: Eukaryota; Metazoa; Arthropoda; Insecta; Lepidoptera; Pieridae.